AUGAGGGUUCAGGUUGGCGGCCGAGCGCAGACCCGAUCGCGCGUGCGUCUGACCUCAGACCUCUCGUCACGCCAUGUCCGCUAUUCUCCGAUCCCGCGUCGCGCGUCAGGUCCUCACGGGCGUCCGCGGCUACGCCGCCGUCCCCGAGGUCAUGGUGCGCCGCCGCCGCCGCCGCCCGCCGUCGCUCGCGGUCAUCAUUUUCUGUCGAUAGACGACGAUGUCUUCCGAAAGCCGAUCGAUUCGAAGGUCGCCGCCGCCGCUCGACGCCUCCCCGCCUCCCCGCCUCCCCGCCCAUCCUCUGACCCAUCUCAUCCUUCUCGCCCCCUAAACCCCCCUCCCCUCCCGCAGCGCGCCGCCGUCGUGCGCGAGACCGGCCCUUCGUCCGUGAUGAAGGUCGAGAACGACUACCCCGUCCCGAAGCUCGCCCCCGGCGGCGUCCUCGUGAAGAACAAGUACAGCGGCAUCAACUUCAUCGACACGUACCACCGAAGCGGCCUGUACAAGCGCGAGCUGCCGUUCAUCGGCGGCCAAGAAGGCGGCGGCUUCGUCGCCGCGGUGACCCCCGAGGCGGAGAGCCAGGGCGUCAAGGUGGGCGACCGCGUCGCGUACAGCUCCGUGUUUCAAACCUACGCGGAGUACACCGCGGUGCCCGCGUCGAAAGUGGUGACCGUCCCGGAGGAAGUGCCCCUGGACGUCGCCGUGUCGUGCGGCGUGCAGGGCAUGACCGCGCACUACCUCACGCACUCCGCGCACGCGGGACUCGUGAAGCCCGGGGAGUGGAUGCUGAUUCACGGCACCGGGAGCGGGACGUGCCAGUGGGCGGCGCAGAUGGCGAAGCUCCGCGGGUACAAGGUUAUCGGCACGUGCUCGGAGUCGAAGCAAGACAUCGCGCGGGCGACGGGUGUGGACGAGCUCAUCGACUACACUUCUGUGGAUCUCGUCCCGAAGGUCAUGGAGAUCACGGGCGGGGAGGGGGUGAAGGCGGUCAUCGACGGCAUCGGCCUCGCGACGUGGGAGACUUCCAUCGAAUCGCUCGCGAGGCGCGGGAUCUUCGUGUCGUUCGGGAACGCCUCCGGCGCGGUGCCCGCGUUCCCGCCGCUGCGUUUGAUUAACAAGUCCGGGUUCAUCACGCGCCCGAAGCUGAACGAUUACACCGUGACGCGCGAGGAGCUCCUCUCCCGCGCGAACGACAUCUACGGUUGGAUCGACAAGGGCGACCUCAAGGUUGUGGUCGACCGCACGUUCCCCCUGGAGCAGGCAAAGGAAGGCCACGACUACCUCGAGGCGGGCAGGUCCCGCGGCAAGGUCCUCUACGAGAUUUAA
This is a messenger RNA of Micromonas pusilla CCMP1545, 1323 nucleotides long. RefSeq lists its product as uncharacterized. Gene Ontology annotation, cellular component: cytosol. Bases 1 to 1323 code for a protein of 440 amino acids. Gene Ontology annotation, molecular function: quinone reductase (NADPH) activity; NADPH binding; mRNA 3'-UTR AU-rich region binding. The record is from RefSeq and is a predicted model, not a curated record. The transcript has 3 exons. NCBI's taxonomy places the organism in Eukaryota, Viridiplantae, Chlorophyta, Mamiellophyceae, Mamiellales, Mamiellaceae.